Molecule: messenger RNA, 672 nt
Organism: Pogona vitticeps (central bearded dragon)
Lineage: Eukaryota; Metazoa; Chordata; Lepidosauria; Squamata; Agamidae
Source: RefSeq, a predicted model, not a curated record
CAAAUUUAAACGGCCGGCUGGGCGCGUCUUCGAGAGGCUGUUGAGUGGCUUCUUUGUGGGAGGUCGAGCCCGUGAGUGGGGCGCCUGCCUCCAUUUCUCAGCUGGGUUUGGGGGCGCCUCUUGGAAAAGGGCGCCGAGCGAAAAGGGGGCAAUUUGGGAGGCAAACUUUGUCCCCCUUCCUCUUAAGGGGCGGGAACGACAGUUUUCUUUAACGACGCGGGAAAAGGAAGCGGCGGCGGCGGCUCCACCAGGAUGGAUAAUUGUACUUUUCCAAGAUAUAAUGAAAAUGAUAUAAUUGUACACAUAAGAACCCACUUACUGACUUGUACUGAAGCUAAAAACUUUUCGAAAAAUGAUUUAUUUCCAAAUGUCAAGCCUGAAGUAUUGCAUAUGAUCUUCAUGAGAACUUUACAAAGAGUGUACGGAAUCCGUCUAGAACACUUUUACAUGAUGCCAGUGACAUUUGAAACUGCAUAUCCCCAGAUUUUUGAAGGCUUCCUACCUAUAGGGAAUCUAUUUAUUAAUAUGGAGCGAUUUUUCCCAAUCUGCCGUGUCAGUGACUUCCAGAUUGCUGAUGUCAUAAAUCCUAAUGCCUUGAGUUACAAUCCCCCCUCAGUCCAGUUGGUAAUAGGGAGGAUUUGUAGUCCAACACAUUGAGAAGAUGCAGUGUUG